GCCCCCACAUAAGGGCCCGAGCCCGCUGCCCGGCCUUCCUCACUCCCGGGAGCUCAGCGCAACCACAGCCGCAGCCAUGAAGUGCCUCCCGCUCGCCCUGGGCCUGGCCCUCGUGUGUGGCAUCCAGGCCAUCGUCGUCCCCCAGACCACGAGGGCCCUGGAUAUAAGAAAGGUGGCUGGGACGUGGCACUCCAUGGCCAUGGCGGCCAGCGACAUCUCCCUCCUGGACGCCGAGACCGCCCCCCUGAGGGUGUACGUCCAGGAGCUGAGACCCACCCCCGAGGACAACCUGGAGAUCAUUCUGCGCAAAUGGGAAAACAGUGCAUGCGUUGAGGGGAACAUCAUGGCCCAGAAGACUGAGGACCCAGCCGUGUUCACGGUCGACUACCAAGGGGAAAGAAAGAUUUCCGUGCUGGACACAGACUACGCCCACUACCUGUUCUUCUGCAUGGAGGCCCCCGCGCCCACCGCUGAGAGCAGCAUGAUGUGCCAGUCCCUGGCCAGGACCCUGAAGGUCGACAACCAGGUCAUGGAGAAAUUCAACAGAGCCCUCGAGACUCUGCCCGUGCACAUCUGGCUCUUCUUCAACCCGACGCAGGUGGAAGGUGAUCACCGCCACUCCCCACGUCCCCACUUGCACUCCGCGUGGGGCUCACCCACCAGACAGCCACGAGCGCCGGGCCCAGCCAUCUCCCACGGUCCCAGAGACGACAUCGCCCCCUCCCUCCCCCAUCAGAGGAAUCAGGAGGGACCGAGCCCCAGGUCCUGUGGGACCCGCUCCUCCAGGGGACGGGGUCCUCGGGGCGCCAGCCUGAGGUGCUCUGCUCUGAGCCACUUCUCCUCCAGCAAUAAAGAACUCAACCAGCCAGCAGUCCGUCUGGGUCUUUCUUGGUCGAUGCGUGCAGGCUGCGUGGCUCGAGGGCCCCAUCCGUGUCGUCGUGAAUGUCGAGAUUUCACUCUUCGUUGUGGAUGAGUAGUAUUCCACUGGGUGUAUGUACAUCACAUCUUUAUCCAUUCUACGGAAGGAUGCAGGCAGCUGCUGUGUCUUGGUUGUUAAAUUGAUGCUGCAGUGAACAUGGGGGGGAAGAUAUCUUUUCAAAUCAGUGUUC
Leptonychotes weddellii (Weddell seal) is the source of this 1109-nucleotide messenger RNA. The record is from RefSeq and is a predicted model, not a curated record. Lineage: Eukaryota; Metazoa; Chordata; Mammalia; Carnivora; Phocidae.